Molecule: messenger RNA, 1224 nt
Organism: Mucor velutinosus
Lineage: Eukaryota; Fungi; Mucoromycota; Mucoromycetes; Mucorales; Mucoraceae
Exons: 3
Coding region: 1-1224 (407 amino acids)
Biological process (GO): cellular response to misfolded protein
Cellular component (GO): endoplasmic reticulum membrane
Molecular function (GO): Hsp70 protein binding
Source: RefSeq, a predicted model, not a curated record
AUGGAGACAAACAAGGAAGAAGCUGUGCGCUGUCUUAGAAUAGCCAAGAACCAAUAUGGCUCCAAGAAUUACGAAGCAGCUGUUCGAUUGACCAACAAGUCUAUCAAUCUGUUUCCAACAGACGAAGCCAGAGAGUUCCUACUAAAAGCUGAAAAGGCGGCUGCUGCGAACCCUUCGUCAUCGGCUUCUUCGACACCAACGACCGACACACCAUCAUCGCCCGCACCGAGUCAAACAAAAGAGGCUCCAAAAACAGCAGCAAGAGAGAAACCUUCAGCAGGCCAGAAAGACGCAGACGUUCGAGAAAUUUUAUCUUGUGGAACUGAUUAUUACAAGGUUUUAAAGGUCGAUAGGAAAUGCACAGAGGUUGAAAUCAAGAGGUCAUAUAGAAAGCUUGCUCUUAAAUUCCAUCCUGAUAAAAACAAUAGCCCAGGCGCCGAUGAAGCAUUCAAAUUGAUUUCAAAGGCAUUUACAGUAUUAUCAGAUCCUCAAAAGAGAGCAGUACACGAUGCUGGAGGUGGAGAUCCAGAGCAACGUGGUGGAGGUGGAGGACCAGGUUUCUCAGGUUUCCGCUCUCAAGGAUUUGGAGCAUCACCUUUUGGUGAAGAGAUUUCUCCUGAGGAUUUAUUCAACAUGUUCUUUGGUGGAGGCGUAGGUGGAGGCGUCAAUAUGGCCAAUUUGCACAGACAAGGUGGUGCCUCGUUCAGUUUUGGAGGACCAGCGGGAUUCAGUAGCGCAACCUUUGUCGGCCCUGGCUUCCGUGCACGCACGUUCAAUACCGCUCAAGCACAGCAGCAGUAUCAACCACAGCAGAAAUCAGGGUGGUCCAUCUUCUUGCAAAUUCUACCGCUUAUUUUACUAUUUGGAUACACCAUGUUUUCAAGUCUAAUCACUGAUACGACGCCCGUCUUUUCAUUCCAAUCUACAUCCGUCUAUUCCCAGCCUCGUAUGACAUCUAGCCUCCAUGUGCCUUAUUAUGUCGAGCCAAAGGCAUUUGAAUCGUAUCUCUCCAGCGGUUACAAGUUACAAAAGGUCGAAAAGCAAGUCGAGUUUGAUUGGAUACAGUCGUUACAGCAUGCUUGCUUGAAUGAACGUAAGCAGCAACAGAUUAGGUUAAAUAAUGCUCGUGGUGUGUUUGGAGUUUUGGGUCGUAAUGAAGAGCAAUAUCAAGAAGCUUUGAACAUGCCAUUGAGAAAGUGUGAAGAGCUGAAGCGAUUCAGUUAA